This is a messenger RNA of Siniperca chuatsi (mandarin fish), 10133 nucleotides long. It is a transcript of the gene mylka, whose product is annotated as myosin, light chain kinase a. The record is from RefSeq and is a predicted model, not a curated record. NCBI's taxonomy places the organism in Eukaryota, Metazoa, Chordata, Actinopteri, Centrarchiformes, Sinipercidae. Bases 162 to 5462 code for a protein of 1766 amino acids. Gene Ontology annotation, biological process: protein phosphorylation. The transcript has 36 exons. Gene Ontology annotation, molecular function: ATP binding; protein binding; protein kinase activity.
AGGAGGAGCAGCAGUAGCAGCAGCACCAGCAGCAGCAGGAGGAGGGAGUCCGGUGAUGAAUGCACUGAUUGUUCAGGUGAAGGAAACUCCUGCUGUGAAGAAAAACCUCCUCAGUGUUUCUUCGUGUUCAGGAGUCGGAGGAGAAACUUUCACUUCUCAGGAUGAGUGACGUCCGCUUGGCUUCAGCCUCCUCCACCGUCUCCAAGGUAACAGGCCCGUCAACAGGAGGCAGUUCCCGCGACAACGAGCCUCCAGCCUUCAUCCUCCCUCCCCGCAACGCCCGGGUGGCCCUGGGGGGAGACGGCCGACUGGAGGGGAAGGUGCGUGGUCAUCCCGAGCCUCAGGUCACAUGGUACAGAGAGGGGAGGGCUGUGAUUGGUGGAGAGCGCUGUGUCGUGGAGCAAGGUGGGCGGGGCACCUUCAGCCUGGUGGUGGGCGGAGUCAGAGAGGAGGAUCUGGGCCGUUACACCUGCCAGGCAACCAAUCAGGCCGGCAGCCGGCAGGUUACCGUGGAGAUCCUUCUGCAAGAGAAUUCUGGGAAGAAAUAUGGCCUCCCGUCCUCCAUGAAAACAGGGUGUCGCUCUGCGGUCCCACUGAUGGAGAACAGGCCCAGUAUCUGGAGCGAGAGUCCGCCGAAGUUCGUCACUAAACCGAGCCGAGUGUUCGCCCAACUGGGACAGACCGCGAAGUUCUCCGCCAAAACAACUGGACGUCCACAGCCCCUGGUCACAUGGUACAAGGGGGAGGCGGAGCUUCAGUCUUGUGGGCGGGUCACUAUGUACGAGCGCUCUGGUCUGCACUUCCUGGAGAUACAGGAAGUGCAUGUGGAGGAUGCUGGAAGUUACAAGUGUUUGGUCACCAACAGUGCGGGAAUGGCGACCGCCACCGCUGCGCUCAACGUCCAGGGUGUUCCUGAUGACUCCUCCAGGACGGUCCACCCAGCCGAGGCCAGGAGCAGAGCUGCUCCCAGUGCUCCCAGUGCUCCCAGCUCCCAGGCAGAGCAGCCCAGACCCGCGGAGAAGGAGAAGCGGGGCCCCCUGUCUCAGCCCGGACCGGCAGCCUCCUGGAGGGGCAGACCUCUGGUGGCUGAGAGGAGAACUGCAGCUGCUCAGCAGGUCCAGCCAGUCGUCGGUCCUGUUCCAGUUCAGACCGGUUCAGUCCAGCAGCCAGCGAGCAGCUUAGACAGCAGCAGGGCUGCGAGGAGGUCGGUGUCGGGGUCCAACCUGCGGUUCGAGGCUGUUCCUCUGGACCAGGAGGCCACAGAGGGAGCACAGGUCACAUUCACCUGCCAAGUCUCGUCUGUUGCCGUUGCCUUGGUUACGUGGCUGAAGAACGGGGGGCCGGUGAGGACGGGACCGGGUCUGCAGCAGAGACAGGACGGUACCCGUCUGACUCUCACCAUGGAGAGAGUCAGACAGGUGGACCAGGGAACCUACAGGUGUCAGCUGAUCACUGCUGAUGGACUGACUGUUACCUCGGCAACAUGGACGCUCAGUGUCCACAAAAGCCUCCUUCCAGCUGAAACUCGGUCCUCGUACGUCGGGGGCAUGGCCUCGCUGACCAUCCAGAACGCAUCCCGGCAUGAUGAAGGCAGAGCGGAGAGCAGCGCCAGAGUCCAGGUCAAAGGCAGACUGCAGGGUCGCAGGUCAGAGGUCACGGAGGUCAGAGGAGCGUGUGAGGCUCCACGCUUCGUCCGCCGCCUCGCCGACCUGAAGGUGAUGGACGGCAGCAGAGUUACCAUGACGGUGGAGCUGACCGGUCACCCCCCUCCAGAGGUGGUGUGGCUCCAUGACGGACAGGAAGUGACGGAGUCUGAGGACUUUCACCUCCUCAGGGAGGAGAACCGCUGCACUCUGCUGAUCCAGGAGGUUUUCCCCGAGGACACUGGGACCUACAGCUGCCAGGCCUGGAACCAGUACGGAGAGGACCACACCCAGUCCCAGCUCACUGUGGAGGAGCCCCAGGACGGCGUCCAGCCCUGGUUCAUCACCAAACCCAAACCCGUGAGCGCUGUUGUGGGUCAGCACGUCCUCCUGUCUUGUGCCAUCGCUGGAGACCCGUUCCCCCAGUACACCUGGUCCACAGCUGACCUGAGCCGACCUCUGACCUCUGGAGGAGACUACGAACUGCUGCAGAAAGAGGAUGUGAUCUCUCUGCUGAUCAGGAGAGUUAAAAAACAUCACGCUGGCGACUACCUGAUCACACUGAGGAACAAUGUUGGGGAGUGCAGCGCUGUGGCCUGUCUGUCUGUCACCGAUGGAGACAGGACGAGAGGACGAGUAGGACGAGCAGCAGAGGGCAACAGCGCUGCAGCAGGAGGAAGAGGAGGAGGAGGAGCAGCUGGUGGGACCGCGGCGCUGAGAGGAGGUACCAGAGGAGGAGCAGGAGGAGGCGUGGAGCAGAGAAGCAGCAGCAGCAGCAGUGGAGUCAGUCGGCAGUGGCAGGAGGCCAACCAGGAGCAGAAGGAGAACCAGCAACUCCUGCACCUGCACAAGGAGGAGAAGAAGAAGAAGAAGGAGGGUGACCAGGACUCUCCUGCCGCCGCCGCUCCCCGAGGUCUCCUCAAACGCUGUGUGGACACCAGGGAGCGCGGCGAAGAGGAGCUGCGACAGAGGGAGGCGCAGCAGCUCGACUUCCGCUCCCUUCUGGGACGCCGAGCUUUUAGCACCAAAAACAACCAGGACGAGGAGCUGACGGAGGCCGGCCUCGCCACCGCCACUGCUGAGCACCGCCGCCAGAUGGAUUUUAAGGCCAACCUCAAGGGCGUCAAAGCCAAGACGGAGGAGGACCGCAAGGGGAACUCCCCUCAGCAGGUCGACUUCCGCGCCGUAUUGGGGAAGAAGGGCGCCGCCGGCAACAAGCCAGCCGAGACGCCCGGAAAGAACGCAGCCGACUUCCGAUCCGUCCUCGCCAACAAGAAGAAGCCGGCGAGCCCCGAGAAGAACGGGGAGAACGGGAAGACGGUGGUGAACAACUGCGUGGACGGAGGGAUUAACGAGAAGAAGAGUGGAGGAGGAGGAGGAGGAGGAGGAGGAGGAGGAGGAGGAGGAGGAGGAGGAGGGAAGGUGCCAGAGUUCGUGGAGAAGCUGAGCGAUGUGACUGUGCUGGACGGGCAGCGGCUCCGGCUGCAGUGCCGCCUCGCCGCCCCGGGACCCGCAGACGUCACCGUCACCUGGACGCUGGACGGGAAGAUCAUCAAGCCGUCCAAGUUCAUCGUCCUCGCCAACGAAGGAGGCCUGUGCUCUCUGACCAUAGACAAAGCUCUACCAGAGGACGAAGGCCAGUAUAAAUGCAGAGCCGAGAACUCGGCGGGCAGAGCUGAAUGUUCCUGUAUGGUCCUCGUCGACGACCCGGCAGAAAACUCUCCGGCUGACAAGAAGUCCAAGAAGGCGACUCCGACCUCCGAGAGUGAAGCCAGAAUAAAGAAACCGACCGCCAAGACUCCUCCCAAACAAGCUCUGCCUCCGCAGAUCCUGCAGUUCCCGGAGGACAUGAAGAUCCUGGCGGGGGAGAAGGUGGAGAUCCUCUGCAAGUUCUCUGGAGCUCCGCCCAUCAGCUGCACCUGGCUGAAGUUCAGGAAACCAAUCCAGGAGGGCUCGGCCGACAUCUCCAUAGAGAGCUCUGACAGCAGCAGUAAGCUCACCAUCUGCAGCGGUCAGCAGGAGCACUGCGGCUGUUACACCGUCGAGCUGAGGAACGGCUUCGGCCUCCGACAGGCCGCCCUCAACCUCACCAUCGUCGAUAAACCCGACCCCCCAGCGAGGGUCCCUGCAGCCUCAGAUAUCCGGCGGGCCAGUCUGACUCUGUCAUGGUACGGGCCGACGUACGACGGAGGCAGCGCCGUGCAGUCCUACAACCUGGAGAUCUGGGACUCUGUGGAGCCGCAGUGGAAACACCUGGUGUCCUGCAACAGCACCUCCUACAACGUACAGAACCUUCUUCCAGAGCGUCAGUAUAAGUUUCGUGUCCGGGCGGAGAACAUCUACGGGGUCGGAGAGCCGAGUGCCGAAUCCGAACCCGUUACUGUCGGACUGGUGGAUGACAACCAGGACGAGGCCGAGGCAGAGGAGGAGGACGAAGACUCAGAGAAGGAGCCAGACUACAGAGACGUGACCAUCAGAGCCGACAUGAAGGUGAAGGAGCUCUACGACGUGGAGGAGAGGCUGGGAACGGGGAAGUUCGGCCAGGUCUUUAAACUGGUGGAGAAGGCGACGAAGAAGGUUUGGGCGGGGAAGUUCAUCAAGGCGUACUCGGCGAAGGAGAAGGAGAACGUUCGGCAGGAGAUCAGCAUCAUGAACAGCCUUCAUCACCCCAAACUGGUCCAGUGUAUCGACGCCUUCGAGGGCAAGUCUGACAUCGUCAUGGUGCUCGAGAUGAUCUCAGGUGGCGAGCUGUUUGAGCGGAUCAUCGACGAGGACUUUGAGCUGACGGAGAGGGAGGUGAUCAAAUACAUGCUGCAGAUCAUCGACGGCGUCAACUACAUCCACAAACAGGGCAUCGUCCACCUGGACCUCAAACCUGAGAACAUCAUGUGUGUCAACAAGACCGGCAGCAAGAUCAAACUCAUCGACUUCGGCCUCGCCAGGCGACUAGAAAACGCAGGAACUCUGAAGGUUUUGUUUGGGACUCCAGAGUUUGUGGCUCCAGAGGUGAUCAACUAUGAAGCCAUCAGUUAUCCCACCGACAUGUGGAGUAUAGGAGUCAUCUGUUAUAUACUGCUGAGCGGUCUGUCUCCCUUCAUGGGCGACAACGACAACGAGACUCUGUCCAACGUCACCUCGGCCUCCUGGGACUUUGAGGACGAGGCCUUCGACGAAAUCUCCGACAACGGCAAAGACUUCAUCACCAACCUGCUGAAGAAGGACAUGAGGGCUCGGCUGACCUGUGCUCAGUGUUUUGAACACACCUGGCUGAAGCAGGACACCAACACCAUGAAGGCCAAGAAGCUCUCCAAGGAGAGGAUGAAGAAGUACAUCCUGAGGAGGAAAUGGCAGAAAACGGGCCACGCUGUUCGAGCCAUCGGCAGACUGUCGUCCAUGGCCAUGAUGGCCGGAGUCAGCGCCAAGAAGGGCUCGCCCACCGAAGAGGAUAACCAGUUCCUGGAGUGUUUGGAGUACGAGCAGAAGACGGAGUGUAAGCCGACUUUCAGCGCAGUCAUCAAAGACGUGGAGGUGGUGGAGGGCAGCGCCGCUCGCUUCGACUGCAAGAUCGAAGGUUACCCUGACCCCGAGGUGGUGUGGUACAAAGACGACCAGCCCAUCAAAGAGACCCGACACUUCCAGAUCGACUACGACGAAGACGGAAACUGCAGUCUGGUCAUUUCAGAGGUGUCGGGUGACGACGAUGCGAAGUACACAGUGAAGGCGGUCAACAGUCUGGGGGAGGCGACCUGCACCGCCGAGCUGCUGGUAGAGGUGAUGGCCGGAGAGGAAGAGGAGGAGGAGGAGGAGGAGGAGGAAUAAAGCAGUGUUGGUCUGGACUCCCACAGGAAGAGGAGGUGGUGCUCCUCUUCAGCCUGUCAGACCUGAGCAGGACAAACUUACCCACAAAUAACAGAUUGUGUUGUUGUUAUUGGAGGAGCAGGUGGAGCGGGUUUGUAAUCAGCAUCUGCCACGAUUUUAAAAAACAUUGUCUCUAAAUUCCCCCGUCCGACCCCAUUUUCUUUAUUCAUAACUGCAAUUAUACUUCCUGUAAAUUGACUUACCUGCUCUAUGCUGUGUGCUAAGACCCGCCCACCUGACACCUCUGGAUAACUGAAGCCCCGCCCCUCGCAGGUUAGCAUUUGUUCAUUAGUGCGUUUCCUCUUAGAGUUUAUUUCAUUGCUCUUUCUCAAAGAUGUAGAAUUGAAACAGGAUACUUGAGUUUGGAGCUAACGUGUCGAUAAACUUGGUGACGAAGAAGAAGACUGCUAGCUAGCAAACACUGAUCCAAAAUAUUUUUUAAAAUCUGCUUUACAAAUGUUUUAUGAGGAAAAACUACAUUCAACGUGUUCGUUAGAUACGCGAGUUUUGGUGAGAAACACUAAACGUGAACGUUUGUUUACAAAGAAAUCUCCACAGGGAGCUUUACCAUUAACACCUACAUGAUGUUUAGACAGCAGUGCAGCGGCAAAGAGCUGUAGUUAUUAAAUGCUAACAAAAUAACCAUUGUUAUUAAAAUUAUGAGGUGGUAAACUUUUAUCUGAGAACAUGGAUAAAAACAUCCCAGCAUCAUAUUUCAGCUCUACACAAAGACCUUGACAAAAAACCUUACGAGGAAACACAUUGAUGAAGAGUCCUGAAGUACAAUCUAAUGCUAAUUAAUAUAAGAAAAUGUUUUUUCAUCAAACGUAUAACAAAUAACAUUCAGCUCCAGCUCCCAGGGCCCCUCAACCAGAGACUCAUGGGAGCUGUAGUUGUUGCGGGCGUGGGACUUCAGCUCUCUGUAUGACUAAACCAUGAAAUAUGUAACGUAUGUGAACCAGACCUGCUCCCUGUGAGAGUCCAGGUGAGGAAGAAGAUGGUGUGAUGGAAGCAGUGAAGAGGAAGAAUGAUGAAGGCAUUAUAGGGCUUUAUAUUCACAGAGUUGGGUCACCUAACGAAGUGGCUCACUGUGAGAAGAGUUAAAAAGCUCCAGGUAGCUAACGGCUCCAGGCAACAACGUAAAAGACAUCAGGAAGUGGUUUAUUGUGUUAGCGCUGCAGCUAACGGUGUGGUAAAGACAAAAGGAAUGAAAAUUACAUUUAUCACCUAAAGAUGAUGGAGAUUUUGCUGAUAAACUGAUCAGGUUGGGUAUUAACCCUCAGUAGAACCCUUUUCAUAUAGACAGCUAACUAACGUUUGUUAGCUAAUGUCACCUUUACUAAUGUUAGCUCAAUAGCUAAUAAAUGUUAGCUAAUUAGCAGCAGAGGCCAGGGCUGUGAGGACUGAAUUAAAACUAUUUUGAACCAUCAGAAUAAAUAAUUUAAAUCAAAUCACUUGUUCAAAAAUAAAAAUUAAUAAAUGGAUUAAUCAUGAAUGAAAAUAAUCAUUGGAUGCAACCCUAAAGCUAACUUCUGAUCUAGAACUAACUUCAGAUAGAGACCUAACUAAUGUUCGUUAGCCAGCGUCACCCUGACAAAUGUUAGCUCACAAGCUCAUAAACAUUAGCAGCAGAGGUCUGAGGAGUGAAUUCAAACAGCUUUGACCAUCUAAAUACAUUUUAUACAGAAUAUAUAGUUUAAAUUAGUUGACUAAUAAAUGGAUAAAUUAAUCAUUAGCUGCAGCAGUAAAGCUAACUUUAGAUAGAGCUUAUUAACAUUUGUUAGCUAAUGUCAGUCUGACUAAGGUUAGCUUUCUAGCUAAUACACGUUAGCUUACAUUAGCAGAGGUCAGGGCGGCAAGGAGUGAUUUAAAACCGCUUUGAACCAUCUGAACACAGUUUGUAUUGAAUAAAUAACUCAAAUUAGUUACAAAAAUAAUCAAUGGAUGAAUCAGAAAUGAAGGUAUUAGAUUGGGUGCAGCUGUAAAGCUAACAUAGAACUAAUGAGAAUUAAUAUUUUUAGCUAACGUCACUCCGACUAAUGUUAGUUCACCAGCUAACCAACAUUAGCUAAUUAGCAGCAGAGAUUUGGGAUGUGAGGAGUGAAUUAAAACACUCCUAGAGUGACAAUAGCUUACAUUUACCAGCUAAUGUCACCAUAACAAACAUUAGCUAAUAUUAGGAGUGAAUUAAAACAGUUUUGAACCGUCAAAAUACAAUUAAUACAAUUAAAAUAGUUAGCUUGGUAGCCAAUGUUGGCAUAAUCAACCCCACUCAGUGAUAUUAGCGCAGCUGUCAGGCAUGUUUUCCUUUUAAUUCUCCCUGAAAUUAUUGAAUUUUAUUUAUUAGAAGUAUUUUCAUUUUAGCGUUCUCCAAGUUUUUUUAUUUUUCUACGAGUGUGAAGCAGAGCGCAGUUGGAGUAAUGUGCCAUAGUCACCGUGUGGUGACAAAGUUUACUUCACCACACCGGGUUUCUGGGUAAUGAAGUCACCCUAAUUCAAACAGUUUUGUGUCGUUGCCACUUUGAGCCGCGAAAAAGCAGCAAAAAUCUUCAACACGUGCCACCAAGCGCCUUAAUGCCAAUGCGACCCAACUGUGUCAAUAUAAGGCUCAGGGUGAGACCCAGAACGAUGGCAGUGAUGGUGAUAAAUUAUAACGAUAACCCAUUUUUAGUGUAUGUUUGCAUCUGAUAUGUUCAGCUGAGAAAUGGUCAGUUUGGUUCUUCUCUUCUGUUUGAGCACUUUUCUUUCUGUCUUGUUUGAGUUUUGACUUCGACAGCAGUUUUACCCCCAAACAGGUAACAUCACCUCUGCCUUACGUUGUUAGCCUUAAAGCAACUCCGUGACACUUUUCAUGACAGUCUGGGCGAUUUAUAAUUUUUCUACCAGACAUUUGUCACGUUGUGGAACUAAAUAGGUUGUUUUUUUUUCCUUUUGGCUGCCUUAAAAAGACGUUUGUUAGCAGUGUUAGCAAAAGAUGUUCUCCAUGAUGAAAUGCCCCUAAAAUUCCCAGAAUGUGCUUUGAACGUCAACACAGUCCACAGCUUUGAAACAUCAAUAGUGACCUGGGAGGACUUUUUGAGAAUUUACGAAAAUUAGAUCAGAUUGUCUCUUAAAGUCUGUAUGGAGGCAAAAUUGCAGUUUAUGAUUGUCAGUCAUUUGUACAGAAGCGCACUGUAUUCACAUUGUUCGACAUUUUCUCUGUAUCUUGUAAAUAUGACUUAGCGUCUCAUAGUUACAAGAUAAAAAUCCCAUAAUUACAAUAUCUUAUCUCCUACGUAUUUCGUAAUUACGAGAUGUUUAUCUCAUAAUUAUAUUGUAUCUCGCAACUAUGACAUAAGAUUCUGUAAUUUCGAGAUGCUAAGUCAUAAUUCCGAGAUCUUAUCUCACAGUUACGAGAUACAAAUCUUGUAAUUACGAGAUCUUUUUUCAAAAUUACAAGAUUUGUAUCUUGCAAAUAUGAGAUGAAGAUAUCUAAAAAUUACGAACUUGCGAGAUACAGAUCUCUAUUUCUCGGAUCUCAUACAGUAAUUAUGAGACACUACAGAUCUUAUCUCUUUAUCUCGUAACUACGAGAUACGUUUCUUGUAAUUUCAAGAAAAGACCUUAUUUUUACUAAAUUUUACCUCAAAAUUAAGAAAUCUGUAUCUCGUAAAUAAGAUAUGGAUUUUGUAAUUUUGUGGUACAAUUGUAAUUAUUUGGUUUUCAUACGUAUUUCCUCAUUUUUCAAUUACAAGAUAGGGAUCUCGUAAUUAUGAGACAACAUUUCCGAUAUUUCUUCUUUGGUGAAUGCCGUGCACAAGUCAGUGCAAAUGAAACGAUUUCUGCAAAUAUUACAAAUCCUUUCAAGUUUGUUGUUCUGUAAUAAUAAAUAUCACGAAAUGUCCCAUGAAGAAGGAAAACCUUCCUAACAUGUCCCUUUUUUAUUUCUGAUUAUGAGUCACAAGAACAUCGUGUUUGACAAAUAAAAUCUAAAGUAAUUGCAAUUUAUUAUAUUGUUCUACUUUUCUCUCGUCGUUCUGUGAAAACAGCGUACGUGUCUGAAGGUGAGCCCUCUCAGGCAGACCUGCUCGCUCAGUGCGUCUGGUCCCAGGUGAGUCGGCGUGGGGCUGAAACCCGGGCGUUCACGCUGAUGUCGAAGUCGUAUUUUUUUUUUGCCACAUUCCAGCUGUUUGUUUGUGCUUUGAAACAUUUAUUUAAAGGCUUUAAGGGCUGAUUCAGUUUUCAACCAAGAACCAAAGAAACGUCUUUAAAAGUUCACAGGUGUGUUUGUGUGUGACCUGCAUUACGUCACCUGGGCCUGUUUGUGUGUUUGGUGGUUGUUUGAUUUUAAGAAUGUUUUAUUUUUAGACUUAUUUAAUGCACAGAUUCAUAAUUAUAAUAUUAUCAUUUGAGCAUCCGUCUUCUUGGAGAUCUUCUCGUCAGCACUUAAUUUGUCACAGUUAUUACCCCCCAGUACUAAACCAAGCAGUGGACUCACUCCUAGACUGAUUUGUUUUGUAUUAGAUGUAUGUAGAUUAUAUUUCUCUAAUUUUUAUAAAUAUAUAUCAGUUUGAUGAACUGCAGAUGACAUGUAUGAGAACACUACGACUGUAGUUACUCACAGAUACCAAAUAAAUUUAUCACAAAACCAAA